AUGAGCCGCAAUCAGAACCGCAAGGGUGGCGGCAAGCGCGGCCGCGCAGAUGAGUGGAGGACCGACGUGCGCGACCUGGCGACGUUGCAGAACACGGCUUUUGAGGCGUACUACAAAGGCAACGUCAUCCCUGCAUCGGAGUGGGAGGCGUUCAUGUCGUGCCUGCAGACGGGGCUGCCCAUGUCGAUCAGGUUCAACUGCGCAGUGCCACAGGUGGACGCUGUGGAUGCGUUCGUCACGCAGCACCUCUCUGAAGUCUUCGAGAGCAAGCGCAUCCCAUUCUUCCCGGCGCAGCGAGCGAUUCAGUUCGGCGUCAGCCGCGGCGACUUGAAGCGCAAGAAGGCGAACCAGGCGUUGAAGAAGAUUGUCUCCGCGAUGAACGAGGGCGGCUACCUGACUCGACAGGAGACCGUUAGCAUGCUGCCUCCUCUCCUGCUGCAGGUGGAGCCUGGGAUGCGGGUGCUGGACAUGUGCGCCGCGCCGGGAAGCAAGACGUCGCAGAUCCUCGAGCUCCUCCUAACUGGCGAGCCCGAGAGGGGAGUUGUGGUGGCGAACGACGUCAAAGCUUCGCGCUUGGACGUGCUGCACCAUCAAACCAACCGUGCCGCUGGCGCAAAUCUCCACCUCAUCAUCACAAACACAGACGCCACGCGCUUUCCUUUGCUGCCAUUGGCGGAGCGCUUCGAUCGCGUCUUGUGCGAUGUGAUGUGCUCCGGUGAUGGAACGCUGCGCAAGUCCAUUGAUAUGUGGCCUCGCUGGGACUCUCUCCAGGGGGCCAACCUACACCACACCCAGAUGCGCGUGUUGCUGCGCGGCAUGGCAUCUUGCAAGUCGGGUGGAAUUGUGGUGUACUCCACCUGCAGCCUUAACCCCGUCGAAGACGAAGCAGUCGUUUCAGCCUGCCUGGCGCAGACGAAGGGCACCUUCGAACUGAUGGACCCUACGCCGCUGCUCCACGGGCUCUGCGCUUCGCCUGGCAUGACUUCAUGGACGGUCACCACACGAGACCUCACGACAACGCUGCACAACUACGAGGACGCGAAGGCGUUCAUGGAGGCCCAGACGGAUCGCCGCACUUUUCAGUACGCACCGAGCAUGUUCGCGAACACUGAACUGCUCGUGGAGCAGCACAUCGAGCGCACCCGCCGCAUCCUGCCCCACACACAGGACACUGGCGGCUUCUUUGUGGCGGCGCUGCGUUGUGUCACGGCAGUACCGGAGGAUGUGCGUGUGAGGACUGAGUCCGCCUCUGAUGCGAAGGGGACGGAUGCACCCAUGAAACCCCUCUCGGUUGGUAUGCGGGCGACCCUGCAGAAGGCGCUCGCGCUGCCCGACACGUUCCCCUAUGACCACCUCAUCGUCCGCAACGAGGAGGCGCGUUACCAGAAGGUGUACCUGGCCAACUCGGACGCCAUUUCGCUAAGCCAGCAGCUGGGCUGUCGGGUCGUGCACGUCGGCUCGAAGGUGUUCGAGUCCGUGCUAAAGUACAGCAACGAAAAGCUGCGCUUCUGCACAGACGGCGUGGCUGACCUCGUGCCCUUUCUGCCCUCCAACUUCCUUGUCUCGGUGACGCCGUCCCUGCUGCUGGAGUUGGCUGCGGAGACGCCGAUGUCGUAUGCCGAUUUUAGCGCCAAGACCGGUCAGCUCACCGAGGACCUGCCACCGAGCUUUGUCCUCACCACCUCCUGGGCGGUUGGGGGGCCUAUCUACGUAGCUGCAGAGAAGUCCACGAAGCUGGGCAAGCUUGUUGCUCACGUAGCAGGCUGGCAAGUGACAGUGUGCAGGCUGGCUUUGAACUUACCACUGGUGGAGUCGGCCGAGGAGGGGCAGGAAGGCGCUGCAGAGGAUGGCGAUGCGGCCAGAGAGAACGCCUACGCGCCGGCAGCAGAUGCGGCGACGCACUAA
Molecule: messenger RNA, 1905 nt
Organism: Leishmania mexicana MHOM/GT/2001/U1103
Lineage: Eukaryota; Euglenozoa; Kinetoplastea; Trypanosomatida; Trypanosomatidae
Exons: 1
Coding region: 1-1905 (634 amino acids)
Biological process (GO): RNA methylation
Molecular function (GO): methyltransferase activity
Source: RefSeq, a predicted model, not a curated record